UUCAGCGCAAGUUUGAGCUCCGGAUCGCCGGAUCGCCGGCGGGCUGGAGUCGCGUGCUGGUGGCGGCUGGCGGGCUUCGUGGCGGGGAUGCUGGUCUGUUCCUGCUCAAUUUUGGUGGAUCAUACGGGUGUGCCGGGCUGAAAGGACACAGAGUUAAGUGGUGAAGAACUCGAUCUUGGAGUGUGGUUUCUGCAUAGCUCGUACCUCUCCCAUUGCCUCCCAAGGAUGGUGCCCUCGGGGCCGCCAAACCCAAUGGGGCCUGGGCAACCAGUCGGUGCUGCUUCGCUUCUCCGGACGAAUUCCAGCUUGCUCAGUGGUGGUCAGCAGGGAAUGGGUGGUGGAGGCAUGCUUCAGUCACAGUCCCCAUUCUCGUCUCUUGUUUCCCCUCGCUCACAGUUUGGUGGAAAUGGCCUGCUCGGAGGGGCCUCCAAUGUCUCCUCCCUGCUAAACCGACAGUCUUUUGGAAAUGGGGGGUCUGUGCCGGGUCCUGGGCAGAUACCAAAUGGUGGGUUUUCGAUGAAUACUCUUCAGCAAAGAGGGGGGCUUGAUGGUGCUGGCGAUAUGAUUGGCGCCGGAGGGUCUGAUCCUCUGUCAUUCCCAUCAUCCUCCCAUGUUAGUUUGGGCAAUCACAUAAGUUCAGAUAAUUUGCAGCAGCAGCAGCAGCAGCAGCAGAUGGAUAUGCCAGAUUUGCAGCAGCAGCAGCAGCAACAACAACAACGUCAACUACCAAUGUCUUACAACCAACAGCACUUGCCAAUGCAAAGGCCGCAGCCGCAGGCUACAGUGAAGUUGGAGAAUGGUGGCAGUAUGGGUGGAGUUAAAUUAGAGCAGCAGACGGGGCAUCCUGAUCAGAAUGGCCCAGCCCAGAUGAUGCACAAUUCUGGCAAUGUAAAAUUUGAGCCACAACAGUUGCAGGCGUUGAGGGGUUUGGGCACGGUGAAGAUGGAGCAACCGAAUUCUGACCCGUCAGCAUUCUUGCAGCAACAGCAGCAACACCACCAUUUGAUGCAGCUCACAAAGCAGAAUCCUCAAGCUGCUGCGGCUGCCCAACUUAACCUCUUGCAACAGCAGCGGAUCAUGCAUAUGCAGCAGCAGCAACAACAACAGAUUCUGAAAAACAUGCCUUUACAGAGAAACCAAUUACAACAGCAGCAGCAGCAGCAGGUGCAGCAGCAGCAGCAACAACAACUACAACAACAGCAGCAUCAGCAGCUACUUCGUCAACAGAGUCUAAACAUGAGAACUCCAGGAAAGUCGCCUCCCUAUGAGCCAGGUACCUGUGCAAAGAGAUUGACCCAUUACAUGUAUCACCAGCAAAACAGGCCGCAGGAUAACAAUAUCGAGUACUGGAGAAACUUUGUCAAUGAGUAUUUUGCUCCAACUGCUAAAAAGAGGUGGUGUGUCUCUCUCUAUGGAAGUGGUCGUCAAACUACUGGAGUUUUCCCUCAGGAUGUCUGGCACUGCGAAAUAUGCAAUCGGAAGCCUGGCCGGGGCUUCGAGACAACAGUUGAGGUCUUACCGCGAUUAUGCCAAAUCAAAUAUGCGAGUGGUACAUUGGAAGAACUACUGUAUAUCGAUAUGCCACGUGAGUCCAAGAAUGUAUCUGGUCAGAUUGUUCUGGACUAUACAAAAGCAAUUCAAGAAAGUGUCUUUGAUCAACUGCGUGUUGUACGUGAGGGGCAUCUGAGGAUAAUUUUUAAUCCAGACCUCAAGAUUGCAUCUUGGGAGUUCUGUGCUAGGCGUCAUGAGGAACUUAUUCCACGGAGGUCAAUAAUACCGCAGGUUAGUCAGCUUGGCGCGGUUGUACAGAAAUACCAGGCUGCUGCUCAAAACCCAACCAGUUUAUCAACUCAGGACCUGCAGAAUAAUUGCAACUCGUUUGUGGCAUGUGCCCGUCAAUUGGCUAAAGCUCUGGAGGUGCCUCUGGUAAAUGAUUUAGGAUAUACAAAACGAUACGUCCGCUGUCUUCAGAUUGCGGAGGUGGUGAACUGUAUGAAAGAUUUGAUUGACCACAGCAGGCAGACUGGAUCUGGACCAAUUGAUAGCCUGCACAAGUUUCCUCGCAGGACUCCAUCAGGGAUCAACCCUCUUCAAUCACAGCAGCAACCGCCUGAAGAGCAACAAUCUGUUCCCCAGAGUUCAAACCAGAGUGGUCAAAAUUCUGCUCCUAUGGCUGGUGUGCAGGUUUCUGCCUCUGCUAAUGCGGAUGCCACAUCAAAUAAUUCGCUCAACUGUGCACCCUCUACAUCUGCACCCUCACCAACAGUUGUUGGGCUCCUCCAAGGUUCAAUGGAUUCUAGACAAGAUCAUCCAAUGUGCAGCGCAAAUGGCCAGUAUAACAGUGGGAAUAAUGGUGCAAUUCCCAGGGUGAACUCAGCAAGCUCGUUACAGUCAAAUCCAUCUAGUCCUUUCCCUUCGCAGGUGCCUACGUCACCCAACAACAACAUGAUGCCGACCCUUCAGAACGCAAACCAACUCAGUUCUCCCCCAGCAGUAUCACCAAACCUACCUCCAAUGCAGCCUCCAUCAACUCGGCCUCAGGAGUCUGAGCCAAGUGAUGCCCAAAGCUCGGUUCAGAGAAUCUUGCAAGAGAUGAUGUCAUCACAAAUGAAUGGUGUUGGCCAUGCAGGGAAUGACAUGAAGAGGCCAAAUGGGCUUACCCCUGGUAUUAAUGGGGCUAACUGCUUAGUUGGUAACGCCGUCACAAAUCACUCCGGAAUGGGAGGAAUGGGAUUUGGGGCCAUGGGCGGGUUCGGUUUGAAUCCUGCAGCCAGUGGACUCAGAAUGGCAAUGACGAAUAAUGCAAUGGCAAUGAAUGGUAGAAUGGGAAUGCACCAUAGUGCACAUGACCUAUCACAGUUGGGCCAGCAGCAGCAGCACCAGCACCAGCACCAGCAUGACAUGGGAAAUCAGCUGUUGGGUGGACUUAGAGCAGCAAAUAGCUUCAAUAAUAUUCAGUAUGAUUGGAAACCCUCUCAAUAGAGUGGCCGGAAACAUUAGAAAGUCAGUAUGAUGAGGAUUAUAUGCAGCUGUCCUGGCUGGGCUAAUUCAUUAUGGAGAAUCAAGGGCAGCGCCAUAACAACGCCCCUUGGGUCAAAGCGUUUGGGCUUUUGCUCCAAUGGUGCCAUGGCAAGGAAUCAUAAGCGACGGCAAACACCUGAGCUGGUCACUGUAUGUCUCAACGGUUAGUUUAGCUGGUUCGUUGUGUAUUAUGCAACUAUGGCACUGAGCUACCGGCCUCAGUUAUCUUACCGAAAGAUGAGUUAAAGGAUUAUAACCUGCCUGCACCGGGCACCGUUGGUGUCUGUGUAUGGCCUUAUUUCUCACCCAGAAAAGAAGUUUUCCCUCCUUUUUUUUUCUUUGACGGAUGACAUCCAAUCUGUAUUUAUCACCACCCCUUGCUGUAGCAAUCAUAUGUGCUGAUAUCUUCCCUUUGCCUGAGAAUUUUCACUUUGUAGCCGUACUGCAUUGUGUAUCAUAUUGACUAGUGUAGAAGUAUCAGGAAUGUUUUUUCUUAGGCUGGUCAGAAGGUCAAGGUCUCACUGACAAAUUGUUGUA
Messenger RNA from Lolium rigidum, 3558 nucleotides. RefSeq names its product transcriptional corepressor SEUSS-like. Gene Ontology annotation, cellular component: nucleus; transcription regulator complex. Gene Ontology annotation, biological process: positive regulation of transcription by RNA polymerase II; negative regulation of transcription by RNA polymerase II. The transcript is spliced from 10 exons. Bases 226 to 2982 code for a protein of 918 amino acids. The record is from RefSeq and is a predicted model, not a curated record. NCBI's taxonomy places the organism in Eukaryota, Viridiplantae, Streptophyta, Magnoliopsida, Poales, Poaceae.